Molecule: messenger RNA, 7610 nt
Organism: Trichoplusia ni (cabbage looper)
Lineage: Eukaryota; Metazoa; Arthropoda; Insecta; Lepidoptera; Noctuidae
Gene: fu
Product: serine/threonine-protein kinase fused
Exons: 11
Coding region: 131-2653 (840 amino acids)
Biological process (GO): protein phosphorylation
Cellular component (GO): cytoplasm
Molecular function (GO): ATP binding; protein kinase activity
Source: RefSeq, a predicted model, not a curated record
GGUUGUUUGGGAGUGUAGUUUUGCUACUUUGUAUUCGGCUAUUUACGAUUGAAUAAUAAAAGAAAGAAGGACUAAUAUGCUUUUAAAUUUUAAUAGUGGUGUGUGAACUUCGAACAGUAAUAUUAUCACAAUGGAAAGUUACGUAGUUAUAUCCUUUAUAGGCGAAGGUUCGUUUGGACGUGUUUUUAAAGCAAAACAUAAAGAGACCGACGCUGUAGUAGCUUUAAAAGUUAUAAGAAAGAAAGGGCGCUCUGUAAAGGAUUUGAAAAACUUAAGACAAGAAUGUGACAUACAAAGACAAUUAAAACAUCCGAAUAUAAUUCGUAUGAUUGAUAGUUUCGACACGGAGUCGGAGUUGGUAGUGGUCACAGAGUAUGCCGAGAAAGAGUUACACAGUAUACUGGCGAAAGAAGGUUGCCUAAAUGAGGAUCAAGUUAAGAAAAUCACUUGGGACUUGGUCUCUGCCUUGUACUACUUGCAUUCACAUAGAGUGCUGCACAGAGAUUUAAAACCACAAAACGUAUUACUUGACAGUUCAGGAUGUGCAAAAUUGUGUGAUUUUGGCCUCGCUAGAAUUAUGACCAAUGCAACACAUAUUUUAACAUCUAUUAAGGGGACUCCAUUGUAUAUGGCACCAGAAUUGAUUGAAGAAAAACCUUAUGAUCAUCAGGCAGACCUCUGGUCACUCGGCUGUAUAGUGUAUGAGCUGAUUGCAGGCCAGCCACCAUUCUGUACUAUGUCAAUAUGGCAACUUGUGCGGAUGAUCAGACACAAGCCAGUGCAGUGGCCUAGCUUUAUCACUACUGAUGCUAGAUCUUUUCUACAGGGUUUGUUACACAAAGAUCCCAUGAAAAGAAUGACUUGGCCAGAGAUUUUAGAACAUCCAUUCAUCCGUGGUCAUGUGACUAUACUACCAGAAGAUGUGCAAAGUGAAUCACCAUUUACAAAACCUUUGACCCACAGUCAGCAAGAAGCUAAGCAGUUACAAAGGGAUAAAAUAAGUGGUCAUGCUAGAACCAUCCCAGAACCUAAACCAGAAACAAAAGAACACGAUUUGCGUAACGUACGAGUGAUGCAGGCAAUGGAAUGUGUUCCUAUGUCGGAUGACGACAGCGUCAGAGCCACCAGCGCGUUCAGUGUGCGAGACAGCCUCAAAACUGAUGACGAAGACCAAUCCCACCCAAUUACAGCGGCAAACGCUAAACUACUCCGCCACGAGUACAACGUUAUGAACAAUUCUAAUCUCGUAGUGUGUAACUUAGAAAACAAUAUGGCCCAACUAAUGGCAGCAAACAAAAAACAUUCAGAUCUCAGUAAAAUGGACAAAAUAGAUGAAGAAAAACAUGCAGAAGACAAAAAAAGACUAAGCACCAGUGAGAAUAAACAAGAAAUAUUGGAGAUAAAACAAAAAGCGAAGUCAGUAGACACGGCAUCACACAGUUUGGAGAAUCCUAAAAGUUCGACAAAGUGUAGCAGUGAUGUUAGUUCUGGUCUCAGCAAGAGUGUCCCACCGUCUUACAAACAGAAGAUACUACAAUUCUCACGUGACCACCUCAGAUUCGGUAGUGGGGGGAACAAGUUGACUCGAAGUAUCAAGAGAUCCUUCCAUUUUAGUAGGAGUUGGGAUAAAAAUAAAAAUGACAACCAGAGGCGAACAAGCGAGCCAACAAUUGAAGUGCCGAGUCUUAUGGAUGAUAAGGAAAGGUGCUCGAAGGAGGAAAAGGAUGAAGACGAUGAGAAAUCUGAAGUCAUUGAGGAAACUUCUGACGAUAAAGACAUUGCUAACAAUGAUAGAAUGAUUAGAUCUGAAGACAAAAGUGACGUUAAAGAACCGUCUUCUGUGGAGUUAGAAGAAUGGGAAGCUUUCCUUAAUUCAAAUAUAAGUGAAGUUAUGGAUGGCGAUGUAGAAUCUCUUACUCAACUUAAUAUGGUGAGCAUGGUGGUGGGCGUGGUGGGCAGCGCGGCGCGCGUGGGCGGCGGCGCGCGCGUGUGCGGCGCCGUGGCCGCGCUGCUGGCGCUGCCCGCGCUGGCCGCCGCGCUGCCGCGACACACGCUGCUCAACAUACAGGACGUGUAUCUAGAAGCGAAAGUGGUUUACAACUUCGUAGCUGCCAUAAAUACUUUGAUGAAAGACAGCAAAGACAACGAUGAUGGUGCUCAAGAUAGGUUACAAGGCGUGGGCCGUAUGCUGGAAGUAUGUGCGUGGCUCUGCGUGCGCUCGUGUAGGGGAGUGCGUCAGUUCGCCGCGGCGCUCAGCGCGUACAACGCCACCCCUGUGUUUACCAGACUUCUUGUUAACUAUGCAAAAUCUCCGAGAAUAGUGUUGAAUAUUAUUGGCUUGCUCAUAACUGUAUUACAAGAUUUGCCGGAACACGCUGACGUCGUCGAGAAAAUACUCUUUGAAGAUCGCACGUUUAAUUUCAUGUGUCUUUUGGAACAACCGAGCGAUGCGUUGCGAAUGAGAGUUUGUAUACUUAUUAGUUUAUUGUGCACGUUUUCUUGUACUGCGUUUUCUUCGGCGAUGGAGUUGAAGUGGAGUAAGAAGGAUUCUGAGAGUGUGGAAGCGUUGCACACUCAUUGCAAUGUUGCUCUGAAUAGGGCAGCGCGGCUCGCUACUAAGGAACUCAGUAAUAUGCCUUUUUAUGUUAGCUAGUAGCAUCUGAACUAUAAUAAGAUACGUCAGCGUAUAGCAGACACCGAUUUUUUAUUUUUCAUUUUUUGUUCUUAAUUGGCCUUUAAAAAAAAAAACGUUUCUAAAUUCUAUUUGUGCGGAAGCCUGUGUCGCUCGCGCACUUAAUUUUUUAUCCAACUAUAUUCCCUGGUAAUUAAAAUAAUUUAAAAGUGGUCCCUGAUUACGAAUACGCUUGGGCACCCCUGCAAUACGUGAUAGUUUAUUGUGCAAGUGUCAAGUUGCGGCGAUUGACAUGUUCAUGUUUACUUCACAAGGGCACGGGAGUAGCGCCUGAUUAAGGUUUAUAUAUAUAUAGAGCUUUGUUUGUCCAGGUAUGAGCAUUGUUAUAUUGUAAUUAUUUCUAGAAAAUAGAUUUACUAAUGCUUUCUUGGUAGCUGCUCAUAUUUUUUUACUGAUCUUAAUAGUUAUAAGCAGAAGUUAACUUUACACAGACAAAAUAAUGUUAUGAUGACGUACUUUUUCUUACGUCUAAUAAAACUUUAGGAACGAUUCAAGGGGAAGCGACUUAAAGCAAUAAUAAGAAUAAUAUCCGUUACAAAUAUUUGAAAUAAUAUUUAGUCCUCUUGAAUUUGAAUCUCAUAUAAUACAAGCAAGUAUCCCAAGUUCCAAAAUAGGUCCUAGCACAACGAUUAUAACACAAUAAAUAGAUUUUAAUUCAAUAUUUAGGGACCCUUAUUUAAAAAAAAAAUGUAAUUAGGUAUCUCGUAUAUGUACUCUCUUAUCAAUAACAUUUUCCGUAGACAAUAUUAAUGAGUACAUUCAAUUGAUCGAUCGGAAAGCCGAGUGUGUGUAACCACACCAAAACUACAGUUUGCGUCGUGCAAGUUCGAUCCUUGCAUAGGACAAGCAUUUUCGUGUCCACGACUACUCGUUCCGAUUCAAGGUGUCUUGGCGUGUGAUUUGGAAUUUUCAGAAACUCAAAAUGGGGAUGUGUCAAUGUGGGAGUCGUUUCUAAUAAAAUUAAAAGUAAGAGAAAAAUAAGUAUUUCGGUACUCACGGCAUCCGCACUUCCGUCGUCUGCAGUUAAUAAUUUAUUGUAAUUCUAAGUAACUAAGUAGAAAUUCAUGUACAGAGGUGUAACCUAUGUUUCAUUGGUGCAAAUUUAGCAAAUUGUCUAGUGGUUUAGGGACAAUUAUUUACCUUACGGUGAAGCUAAAGCAUUCUUUUAGCUUCUUGCACGCGUACGUGUCUCCAAAUAAAAUCCUUUUUUAAGCUGAAUAGAGCUAAAUAGCGUGUGAAGAAAAGAGACAAAAGAUAGUGCAGUAUUCUAGAACGCCAAAUUUGAUUCGCAAUGAUAAAACCACUUCUUUAUCGUAUUUAUUUGAUAGUACUUGAGUACUGUAAUGAGGAUUAAAAAUAAAAUGCAUACCACGAGUGUAAUUAGCCUUGAACCGAAUAUUAUCGUAUGAAAUUAUAAAAACAAAUCAACCAUUCACAAGGUUAGAUAACUUUAUCUUUAUAGUUAUGACAAAUGUCGAAUUUUAAGGAGGUUUUAUUCGUCUUCGAAAAUGUUAAAAAAUUCGAUUAUAUUUUUGUUGUACUUUUCCCGAUUAAGAACCGACUUUUUAUUAAUUUAAUUCCCUAGACGCACACGAGCCGUGUAGAACCUCUUUCUACACGGCUCGUGUGCGUGAAAAAAAAGGGUGAGAAAAAAAAUAUAACUACUUUAAUUUUCUUUUUUAUACUGGCAUAACUGAGUUGCUGCAAUACUAAAAAAUAAGAACAAUUAACGAGUGUUACAGAUUCAGAGCAUCCUCACCUUAUAUUGACGCAGAUGUGGGAACGUGACAGCGCAAUACACAGCGUAUAGCGGCAUCUCUUUUCCACAACUGCAGUAAUAUCUCUUCAAACCGUGGCUUCAGCCCCACAGACAUAAUAAACAGUAAAUCUGAAUCAAUGCGUUUUCAUGAUAUACGUAUCGUCUCGACUUGUAAACAGCUCUAAAAAUAAUUCGCCUCAAAACGACUCAACAGAAUUUAAACUCAAAAAAUAAACUGUGAUUUUAAAAUGCAAGAAAAGACUGUAAUUAUUGUGUUUACAUUUGUAAGUAUUUAAUUGGUUGUUCCAGUUUAUAGUGAAGAUAAAGAUCAUUUUAAUAUUGUAUAUUUAAGUAAAUUUAUUAUCUUGAAAUGUAAUUGCACGUUAGGCCUAGUCCACACUGCUGAGCGACUACGUAUGCGUUUCGUUUUGAUCCGUUUUUGAAAUAAAGAUUUAAAUAGCACGUAGCAUUGUUGCACAAAGUACACGUAAUAGUGUAUCUUGCGACAUGUUUCUGUGUAUAUUUCAUAAUUAAAUUUAAACAUUAUUUAUUUAAAAUACUUAAUGUAAGUACAUGUUUCUGACAUGAUCUUGUUAGAAUAUAUAAGAAAAUCGAGACCUAUUUGAGAUAAAUCUGCUCAGUUGAAUAAAAGUUAAAGCGACGUAUUUUAUUUUAGUUAUUUUAUUGUUCACUUUUUAAAUUCGCUUUGCAGUGUGGAGCUGGUCUUACCUCCGUUUCUGAAAGGCAACAUUAAAAAUAUUAAUAAUUAAUCAAUUACAACCAGGUGUUGGUUCUUAUUAUAUUAUUAAAGAAAUCAUAAACAAAUAAAUUACAUUCGAUUUGACAAUAAAUUAAGUAAGUCGUGAUAUUAAGUAUUGAAAUAGGUAACUAAACUGACGAUAUUAUACUCUUGCGAUGAUAUGCUCUGGCUAACUGCAAAACUGUAAAACAUAGCGAGGAUAUGGAAUGCCCAUUGGAGUUUGUUUCGUAUAUACGCACACUAGGUAUGUGCAAGUGAUCUUGAGACUAGCCUAGGCAGAAGAAAGGGGCUAAUGUGUUCUUACAGUACGACACCUAUAUAAGACCGAUGAUCAUUUUAAUUAUUGCCAUAGCAACAGAAAUACAUCAUCACUAAAAAAAUCAACUCUAUCACCGUUUACUAGAGAGUUCACGAGCAAUAGGAUUACGUGUUUACCCUAAAAACUAAAAAGCUCCUGUCGAUUAGAUAUUUUCAUUAAAUUUUUGGCGUUAUCGGCGCAUAAUGAGUUUAUGAUUAUAAGGUCCAUUUGGUCUUCAAAUAGUCAGACUUGUACGAUCAUCCGGUAUUACAUAUUAUAUGCUACAGUUUUUAUUUACACAAAAGCCAUAUGAUGUUGCCUGUUAGAAACAGGGUUUAGCUUUAAAGACGCGCAUUGAUACGUUAUUGGUAAUUGCAGAGCUUUGUAACGUGCUAAGCAUAAAACAAGUAUAUGACAAUACCAUAUGUCCUAGAGACAUUAUUCUCAUCCAGUAAUGUGUAAUAUGCUAAUACCAGUAGCGAUGAUCUCAAACUAUAGGUACUUGGCCUUCGUUUAUGUAAAUUAUUUCUGACAGUCCACAAGCGAUGUGCUAUAAGUAACUCAAUACCUAAAUAUAUCGAUUGUUUCUUGAUAUCAAUCCGCGUCUUAUUUUUAUAUCAAUUCACUUAUAAAUUAUGAAUACUUAAUUGUAUUUUUAUCGAGAUUGAGAUCGGCAGCUGUUCAAGCAAUUAGUCCAAAACGGAUUGCUUGACUUAAUUGCAUUAAAUGCGAAUAUUAUUUUUAAUUGUUCGAUGUAGUGCCAUGUUAUUACGAUUUAAAAGUAUGUAUUUUUUAAAUAAAUUCCUACAUAUUUUACUAGAUGUUUCAUUUCUGUUUAUUUACGUUGCAAUAAUAUGUUUAUCAUGAGAAAUUGCAACGUUUAUAUCCUAUCGGUAAUUAGAUACUACCUUCCUUAAGUGUUAAUGAACUCGGCGGUCGAAUGCAAUUAUUUAUAAACACUAAUGCAAACAAAUAUUUAUCGGGUGUUGGCUUAGUGCACUCGCACCAAGAUCAAAGCCCCGGGCGCCAGUCGUGCUACGAUCGUUUGUUUAGAUCGUGCACUUUAUGGCAGGUUACAUAAGGGAGGUGAUCGGCCGGCCUCGCGCCGGUACACGCGUGCAUUCACCGAACAAGCACGAUCAAAUUGAACUAAUAUGCAUUUUGUAUAUCAAUCGGUGUAUCGACCGCCACGCAAUUUUCAAGAUGUCGUCUGCGGCAACGUUAACAUACAUGCCAAAGUCCAACUAAUUAAAUGCGUCAGCACUUACCAAAACGAACGCUGAUGAGUUUGCAUUUCCGUAUUGUUCUUGAACGCUAAAGUACAGCACAUCCAUACAGAACGCUAUAAAGCACUUACCUAAUCAAGAAUUGUCUUAGGUCUACGUGAUUUGCAUGACUAGUACUAGCUUGCCUAUUUAGUUCCAUAGGUUUCUAUUUCGCGCUUGAGGGUUCGUUGAACUUGCUAGAUGCAUUUCGUUUACUGUCUAACACCGGGCGCAAUGAUGACGAAUGUAUAACGCAAUCUACUACUUACAUUGUUAUGCGUAGGUAAGUACGGUAAAUGUAUCGAUGUCCACCGUCAUGGUUUUGUUGUUUAUUUUUUCCCACAGCCUUUUAAGGCAUUAUACCCAUUAUCUAUUAGUAACGAUAAUAUUCACAUUGAAGAGGUAUUAUUUUUUCCUCUCUUUGUUAAGCAUCUAGUUUAUGAGGAUUUUUUACAACCUAUCUCAAAUACUUGGGUAGGUUUUCCAUACAGGUUUUAUGCUGAUUUUAAGUAGGCAAAUACGUCAAAACGUCAUUUGCAGCAGAUCAUUUGUUUUAUCAGAAGAUUUUUAGGGAUUGGUAGACACAUAGAUCGCCUUUUUAUUAGAAAACGUAUUUUUAGAGUGUUAUUUUUUGUCUCUUUCUACCCGAAGUAGCCACAACAAAUUACCAUAAAUUUUGCGAAAAACUGGUAGUAUAGUAGUAAUACAUAUGUAGAGCAAAAUGUUUAUACCCGCACAUUAGUCACCAUGGCAAUGAUCAUAGCCGUAAGCCGAGGGCAAAACACGUUGCCAGUCGCAGGUAUGGCGCAUGGGCAUGGCCAUUGCGUUCAUGAAGU